This is a messenger RNA of Syzygium oleosum, 515 nucleotides long. RefSeq lists its product as uncharacterized. The transcript has 2 exons. Bases 34 to 402 code for a protein of 122 amino acids. NCBI's taxonomy places the organism in Eukaryota, Viridiplantae, Streptophyta, Magnoliopsida, Myrtales, Myrtaceae. Gene Ontology annotation, molecular function: electron transfer activity. The record is from RefSeq and is a predicted model, not a curated record.
UCUCUUUACUAUAGUAAAGAAGUUGCUUCAAACAUGAAGAUGGCCACAAGUGUUCUACUUGUUCUUCUGCUUGUGGUCACUCCGGUGGCCUAUGGUGUGGUACACACCAUCACAGAUUGGUGCACUCAGGGAGACCAUCAGGUUUGGGCUGAUGGUGAAAAGUUCCUCGUCAACGAUAUCCUCGUGUUCGAAUACGAGGUAGGCCACAAGGUGGAACAUGGUGAACAGAGAAGAUUACGAGAGCUGCAGGAAACGCAAUGCGCUAAAAUCCUACGAUGGAGGCAAGACAAACAUUACGCUGAGCACGCCGGGCUUGAUCUACUUCACGUGUCCGUCCUCUGGCCUUUGCGAAAAAGGCAUGAAGAUGGCAAUCCAAGUCGAGGAAGUUGCGACUACAAGUAACAGACCCUGCCGUUUUUGUUGCCCUCCACUCUGUUGAUUCCAAUGGCAAUUCACGAAUUAAGGAAGAGUCUCUGUUUGUACCAUUUGGAGACAUGGUUCAUGUGUAAUUUGGG